Messenger RNA from Selaginella moellendorffii, 3789 nucleotides. Its product is annotated as leucine-rich repeat receptor-like serine/threonine-protein kinase BAM2. Gene Ontology annotation, molecular function: protein kinase activity; ATP binding; protein binding. The transcript has 2 exons. Lineage: Eukaryota; Viridiplantae; Streptophyta; Lycopodiopsida; Selaginellales; Selaginellaceae. Gene Ontology annotation, biological process: protein phosphorylation. The record is from RefSeq and is a predicted model, not a curated record. Bases 231 to 3317 code for a protein of 1028 amino acids.
UGGGUAGAUGCCACUCACAUUCUUGAGGGCUUGAUUGACCCAAGAAGAAAAAGAAGAAGCGCCACUUGCUCACAACACUAAAGGAAAGCGAGGAUUUCUCUGGAGAUCUUGGCACAGCGCGCGCGCGCUACUACUGCGAUCGAUCCAUGGGUUGCGAAAAUGGGUGAGUCGAAAUCCCGGGCUGGCUAGCGCGCUGGGGGCAUUGGAAGCAAAGGGGGUCGCGAAUCGCAAUGCGGCUGCUGCUGAUCGCGCUCGCGAUCAUCCUGGCCCAUGCAGCGCAAGAUCCAGAGGUGGCGGGCAGCGAGGAAGUGGCGGCGCUGCUGGGCGUGAAGGAGUUGCUGGUGGACGAAUUCGGGCACACCAACGACUGGUCAGCGUCGGAUUCGUCGCCGUGCUCGUGGACGGGGAUCCAAUGCGAUGACGAUGGAUUCGUCUCGGCGCUCAACCUGGGCGGCAAGAGCUUGAAUGGGUCCCUCUCGGGGCUCCCUCUCGCGCGCCUCCGCCACCUCGUCAACAUCUCGCUCGAGCAGAACAAUCUCGCGGGGCCUCUCCCGCCCGAGCUCUCGCUCCUCCCGCGCCUCCGCUUCCUCAACAUCUCCCACAACAACUUCGGCUAUGGCUUCCCCGCCAACCUCUCCGCCAUCGCCACGCUCGAGGUGCUCGACACGUACAACAACAACUUCUCCGGCCCCCUCCCGCCCGAGCUCGGCGCGCUCCAAUCCAUCCGCCAUCUCCACCUCGGCGGGAGCUACUUCUCGGGCGCGAUCCCCCCGGAGCUUGGCAACCUCACCACCUUGCGCUAUCUGGCGCUCUCCGGGAAUUCCCUCACUGGCCGGAUCCCCCCCGAGCUGGGCAACCUGGGCGAGCUCGAGGAGCUCUACCUCGGCUACUACAACGAGUUCGAGGGCGGCAUCCCUCGCGAGAUUGGAAAGCUAGCGAAUUUGGUCCGGAUCGAUCUGGGCUUCUGCGGACUCACUGGCCGGAUCCCUGCCGAGAUCGGCAACCUCUCGCGCCUCGACUCCAUCUUCUUGCAGAUCAACAACCUCUCCGGCCCCAUCCCGGCCGAGAUCGGCCUCCUCAGCGCGCUCAAGUCGCUCGACCUCUCCAACAAUCUCCUCUCCGGCCCCAUCCCCGACGAGCUCGCAAUGCUGGAGAGCAUCGCGCUGGUCAAUCUCUUCCGCAACCGGCUGAGCGGGAGCAUCCCAUCCUUCUUCGGCGAUCUGCCCAACCUCGAGGUGCUCCAGCUCUGGGCGAACAAUCUCACUGGCAGCAUCCCUCCCCAGCUGGGCCAGGCGAGCUUGAGUCUCAUGACCGUGGAUCUCUCCUCCAAUUCCCUCUCGGGAUCCAUCCCGGACAAGAUAUGCUGGGGAGGAGCGCUCCAGGUGCUCAUCCUCUACGGCAACCAGAUCGGCGGCGCCCUCCCGGAAUCGCUCGGCCAGUGCAACACCCUCGUGCGCGUCCGUCUCGGCCACAACCAGCUCACCGGCGGCCUGCCCAAGAACACGCUCGGCCUCCCCAAUCUCCGGAUGCUCGAGCUCCUCGACAACCGGAUGGAUGGUAUCAUCGCCGACGCGCCCGUCUCCGCCGUGGAGCUGGAGCUCCUGGAUCUCUCCCAGAACCGCCUCCGCGGCAGCAUCCCUCGCGCGAUCGGCAACCUCACCAAUCUCAAGAACUUGCUGCUGGGCGACAACCGGAUCUCGGGCAGGAUCCCGGCCUCGAUUGGAAUGCUCCAGCAGCUCAGCGUGCUGGACGCCAGCGGCAACGCCAUCUCGGGCGAGAUCCCCCGAUCGAUCGGGUCGUGCGUGAGGCUGUCGAGCGUGGAUUUGAGCCGGAACCAGCUGGUGGGCGCCAUCCCGGGCGAGCUCGCGCAGCUCAAGGCGCUGGAUGCCCUGAAUGUGAGCCGGAAUGGGCUGUCCGGGGAGAUCCCGCGCGAGCUGGAGGAGGCCAAGGCGCUCACCAGCGCGGAUUUCUCCUACAACCGGCUGUUUGGGCCGAUUCCAUCGCAGGGCCAGUUUGGAUUCUUCAACGAGAGCUCCUUCGCUGGGAAUCUGGGCUUGUGUGGCGCGCCCACCGCGAGGAACUGCUCUGUUCUUGCCAGCCCGAGGAGGAAGCCGAGGAGCGCCCGCGACCGCGCGGUGUUCGGGUGGCUGUUUGGAUCGAUGUUCCUGGCCGCGCUGCUGGUGGGCGUGUUUGGCACCUUCUUCUUCGUGCGCAAGUACAAGGAGUGCAUCACAGUGGUGCUCUUCCCUGGCGGCGGCAAAGGAUCGUCGUGUGGGCGAUCGAGGCGGCGGCCGUGGAAGCUGACCGCGUUCCAGAAGCUGGAUUUCUCGGCGGCGGACAUCCUCGACUGUUUGUCCGAGGACAACGUGAUCGGGCGGGGCGGGUCGGGCACCGUGUACAAGGCGAUGAUGCGCAGCGGCGAGCUGGUGGCGGUGAAGCGGCUGGCGUCGUGCCCGGUCAACUCAGGUAAACGGUCCUCGGGCAGCCGGUCGUCGCACGACGACUUUGGCUUCUCGGCCGAGGUCCAGACGCUGGGCAAGAUCCGCCACAUGAACAUCGUCAAGCUGCUGGGGUUUUGCUCCAACCACGAGACCAAUCUCCUCGUCUACGAGUACAUGCCCAAUGGCAGCCUCGGCGAGGUGCUCCAUGGAGUUGGGACGAAGGCGUGCCCGGUGCUCGACUGGGAGACGCGCUACAAGGUGGCGGUCCAGGCGGCCAAUGGGCUGUGCUACCUCCACCACGACUGCUCGCCGCUCAUCGUCCACCGCGAUGUCAAAUCCAACAACAUCUUGCUCGAUUCCAAUCUCCGCGCCCACGUCGCGGACUUCGGCCUCGCCAAGUUGUUCCAGGGGAGUGACAAGUCCGAGUCCAUGUCCUCGGUCGCCGGAUCUUACGGCUACAUCGCCCCCGAGUAUGCCUACACGCUCAAGGUGAAUGAGAAAAGCGACAUCUACAGCUUCGGGGUGGUGCUGCUGGAGCUGGUGACGGGGCGGCGGCCGAUCGAGCCGGGGUAUGGCGACGAGAUCGACAUUGUCAAGUGGGUGCGCAAGAUGAUCCAGACCAAGGACGGAGUGCUGGCCAUCCUGGACCCGCGGAUGGGUUCCACGGAUUUGCUGCCGCUGCACGAGGUGAUGCUGGUGCUCCGGGUCGCGCUGCUGUGCUCGAGCGACCAGCCCGCGGAGCGCCCCGCCAUGAGGGACGUGGUGCAAAUGCUCUACGACGUCAAGCCCAAGGUGGUGGGCGCCAAGGAUCACAGCAGCAGCAGGGAGCUCUCUGGAUCCACGCGGAUGUCCUCCGGGAGGUUGAUCGACGUCUGAUCUUUCUUCCCCCCCUUGGAUCAUAUCCAUGUCGCGGCUCUCCUUUCUCUGCGAUCAUCGAUCUUCACGGGCACAGACACAGAACAACCAUGGUGGGACCGAUCGAUCAAUUCAUUGAUGGCGGUUGACUGAUCGAGCUCUCUCGCUCGGCUCCCUCGAUUUUUUCUCGCUUUCUCUCUUUUUUCCUUGAAAUUCUCCCGCUCUCUUGAAAGGUGUACAGUUGGUGGAGGAGGAAUGCUGCUUCAGUGCGGAUUUUGCUGCUGAUUCUCGGCCUGAAAGUCGAUGGUGCGUCUGUUCGUUCGGUCGGAAUCAGAAGAUACGAGUUCGGUUCUUCCUUUGUGGGGAAAAGCCUGACCGACGAUCAGAUUAUGAAAGGAAAGAUACUUCCGUGGUUGUUCUGCGCCAUCUUUAUAAAACAUAAGAGAAAGAAAGGGCAGCUUCGCAUUGUCGAGCUAUCGUUUUUCGUCGCUAA